CCCAGGGCGCAGGCGCGGCGCGGCUGGCCCCGCCCACUCCACGGCAGCCCUCCACGGCAGCCCUCCACGGCCGCCUCCGGACGUCGUUGCCGGAGACCAUGGAAGAAGAGGAGGAGGCGGAGGAGGAGGGAGGCUUCGUCCCCUCGGCCCUGGGGACCCGAGAACACUGGGACGCUGUAUAUGAAAGAGAAUUGCAGGCUUUUCAGGAAUGUGGAGAUUCAGGAGAAAUAUGGUUUGGAGAAGAAAGUAUGAACCGAUUAAUCAAGUGGAUGGAAAAAUGCAAGAUCCCACUGGAUGCUUCAGUGCUGGACAUUGGAACUGGAAAUGGGAUCUUUCUGGUUGAAUUGGCAAAAUUGGGAUACUCUGAUGUUACUGGAAUUGAUUACUCUCCUUUGGCAAUACAGCUUUCCAGAAGAAUAAUGGAAAAGGAAGGUUUACCUAACGUUAAGUUACAGGUGGAAGACUUUUUGAAUCCUUCCACCAAACUGUCUGGAUUUCAUAUUUGCAUUGACAAAGGAACCUUUGAUGCCAUAAGCCUGAAUCCUGACAGUGCAUCUGAGAAAAGGAGGCAGUAUGUGAAAUCUCUCUCCAGGGCAUUACAAGAUAAAGGCUUCUUUCUCAUCACUUCUUGUAACUGGACCAAAGAUGAGCUGCUAGAUGAGUUCAGUGAAGGAUUUGAAAUUCUGGAAGAGCUGCCAACACCCAUGUUUACCUUUGGAGGAAGAUCUGGAAACAGCGUAACAGCAUUGGUUUUCCAAAAAAAGUGAGGUCUUCAUCUGGACAAGUCAGAUUUUCCUUUUGAAAAGCCCGAAUGUCGGAUUCAUUCUGAGAGAGAGAGAGACAUGCGGGCAAAUCAUUCUUGAGUACAUGGCGAAAUAGAGGGCUGCAUAUACCAGAUGCUUGCAGUGGGGAAGUGAGAAAUCCUGGACCCGUAAGGGGCUGGUUUGGAGAGACUGACAGAGAAUUAUUUUGAAUAUAUUUUAUAUUUGAAAUGGACAUAUUUUCUUCUUUGACUAAAACAAAUCUCUAUAAUUGCUGAAUAAUUUAAAAUGUGAAGGCAGUAAAGUAACUAGUUUUAA
This is a messenger RNA of Trichosurus vulpecula (common brushtail), 1079 nucleotides long. It is a transcript of the gene EEF1AKMT2, whose product is annotated as EEF1A lysine methyltransferase 2. Gene Ontology annotation, cellular component: cytoplasm. NCBI's taxonomy places the organism in Eukaryota, Metazoa, Chordata, Mammalia, Diprotodontia, Phalangeridae. The record is from RefSeq and is a predicted model, not a curated record. Gene Ontology annotation, biological process: peptidyl-lysine dimethylation; peptidyl-lysine monomethylation. The coding region runs from base 99 to 767 and encodes 222 amino acids. The transcript has 6 exons. Gene Ontology annotation, molecular function: protein-lysine N-methyltransferase activity.